AUGGGAAAGAGACGUUUUGUUUCAAAGCCUUGUGUGAUUCCCACCUGGCUACUGUGCAAAGAUUUGUCAUUUGCUGGUUCUUCUGUUAUCAAUAAGGGCAAUGGAUCAGUCACUAGAGACCUGGUCCAUUUGAUUGAACAAUGGAAUUUCGGAUAGCCAAUUCAAUUCCAUAAUGUUAAUGUAACUUACAAGAUGAGCGUUACAUCUACAAGUAGCGUAAUACUGUUUAUCGACGUGAAAUCUCGAAGAAGCUAUCUUAAGGAUAAGGAAUUAUGA
Pocillopora meandrina is the source of this 276-nucleotide messenger RNA. The record is from the annotation of a GenBank genome assembly. Lineage: Eukaryota; Metazoa; Cnidaria; Anthozoa; Scleractinia; Pocilloporidae.